Messenger RNA from Vespula vulgaris, 1781 nucleotides. RefSeq lists its product as uncharacterized. The transcript is spliced from 4 exons. Lineage: Eukaryota; Metazoa; Arthropoda; Insecta; Hymenoptera; Vespidae. The coding region runs from base 514 to 777 and encodes 87 amino acids. The record is from RefSeq and is a predicted model, not a curated record.
GUCCCAGGAUCGGCCCCCACUUCGCGUCAAACGGUUGGACACGGUACGGAGGCGAGCACAAGCGAGCAAUUCUUUGACGUGCAUCAGCUAACUUCCAUCCAUUCUCUCCUGUAUUCUCCCGCAAAGCGUGCUCUUCGUUUCUUUUUCUUUUCCUUAUAGUCAAGUCUUUCAAUCCCCACUCCAAGUUUCUUCCUCUCCGUGCCGGUUAUCCGACCACCGACAACAGUAGCGACUCCAUCGACACCCCGAAGAGAACGUAACCCUCUUGCGAGUACGCGAGAAUACAUGCGAGUAUAAUCGAGUACACGCGAGAAAAUUCCUCGAACGAUAUCACCAGCCAACUAGCCGGUGAGACGGUCAGUUAAUAUCGACUACGGUUAACGAGACUUGGACCUUAGUUGUUGGCGUGCCGUUGCUUUCGGUCGACGACGGAACAGCCGCGCGGAGAACGUUUCUCUUUCCUUCUCUAUCUUUCUAUCUUUCAAACGGUGCUCGAGUGAACUGCGAGGCGCCAUGAAAAUCGUCGCUUUAAUCGCAUUCCUAAUGGCCGUCCUUAUGGGUGUCACGGCCCAGAGUUAUAGGCAACUCUAUGCUGGUUUCGGGCCUUACUUUCAACAGAGCGCAGGAUUGCGGGAUCCAAGAUCGAACAGAGGUCCAAUCCUUUUUCCACCUGGUCCAGAACCGAAUCGCGCUGACACGAGCGGUGUGAUCGUAGGUGCGAGUGGAUACGGAUUCGUACCACCGAAUACAGGCUUUCUAGGUUAUUACUAUUAUUAAAUCUAGCUGAACAAGAUAAGAUACUGAAGAUGUGUUCUCCUAGAAGAAGACGAAGAGGUAGUAUGGAACUUGAGGUUAUCGAGUGUGACGAUACGCUCAUUUAACAACCGAAAAUAUUAAAAAAAGUAUGUAAAAUUAGAUUCUUGCGAUCGAGCAACGAAAAAAAAAUGAAGGAAGAGGGUAAAGAGAGAUCAAAGUAAUUAAUUAAAAUGCAAUUAAUUCGAAUUCCUAAUAUCGAUGUGUACCAAAGUUACAUGCAUCAAUAGUUGUGAAUGAAAGUGGUAAAUCAAAUAGAUCGAUAACUUUCAAUAUAAAUUUGUAAAACGAUAAAACGCUACUUUGAUUUUCACAGCUAUUGAUUCACGAGUUUGUAACCACUCGUAAUUGUAAAUUAAUUUCCUUACGUCUUGAAGUUCACAUUAGUAUAUCUUUAUUUAUUUUUAUUAUAAUUAAUAGUAACUGCGCUUCGAUGAUGCGAAGUAAUAGCACAGAAGCGAUUGUAACCGUCCAAACUGAUUGUGUUCGAAAUGUUAUUAUCAUUAUAGAUAGAAUAAAUAUUAAUAAUAUAUUGUACAAGUGUAAUUGUUCAUCGGUCGAUGAAAAAGUCGAAUGAGAAUUAAGAACAGUCAAUUCAUCCUAUUUUCGGGAAUGCUUAUAUUGUAAUCCAUUGGCCAUUAACAAACGACUAAUUAAUACUUGAGUCAUGUUCGAAUGGUCUCGUGGUAUUCAUUUCUUAGAUCGAUUUUGAAGGUAAAUCAUUCGUUAAUUACGAAACGUCGAGUUGAAAUAUGCAUCAUUUUACAUUUGCAGAAAAAAUCUUGUCUUAGAAAGAUCAGGCCAUGAUCAUUUAUCGUAAAACUGACGUUCGACGUCUUAGGAAACAGCUUGAAAGUGAACGGAUAAGUUUAUCAAUGAGAUCGGAUCGACAACGAAGUAAUAAUAAGCUGUAAAUAACCAUACAUUGUAAUGGAAUAAAAAUUAAAAAACAAAAAAUUCUUGAAAAA